AUGCGUCUGCGUGCUGUCGACAGCGUCAUCUCGACGGUCGACAAGGCGCUUGAGAAGCAGGGCACGACGCUGAAGGCACUCGAGCUGUGGAAGGCACAGAUGCCGACCGAAAAGGAGAUGCUGCCGCGCGACAAGUACACGCUCUUUGACCGCAAGGCGAAGCGGUACCGGAAGAGCAUCCACAAACUGCCCAAGUGGACCCGGGUGUCGCAGAGAAUCAACCCUCCCGGCUACUGA
Grosmannia clavigera kw1407 is the source of this 237-nucleotide messenger RNA. Its product is annotated as mitochondrial ribosomal protein subunit l31. The coding region runs from base 1 to 237 and encodes 78 amino acids. The transcript has 2 exons. The record is from RefSeq and is a predicted model, not a curated record. Gene Ontology annotation, molecular function: structural constituent of ribosome. Lineage: Eukaryota; Fungi; Ascomycota; Sordariomycetes; Ophiostomatales; Ophiostomataceae. Gene Ontology annotation, cellular component: mitochondrial large ribosomal subunit.